Ostrea edulis (European flat oyster) is the source of this 2851-nucleotide messenger RNA. RefSeq lists its product as uncharacterized. The record is from RefSeq and is a predicted model, not a curated record. The transcript has 12 exons. Bases 569 to 1960 code for a protein of 463 amino acids. Gene Ontology annotation, molecular function: protein binding. NCBI's taxonomy places the organism in Eukaryota, Metazoa, Mollusca, Bivalvia, Ostreida, Ostreidae.
GAAAUGCACUGUCGACCAGGUCUUCCUUCGUCCAGAAUUUUGAGGCUGCUACAUAUUAAAACAUGUGCAGUGGUUCUUGUUCCGUGUCUGUUCGAGUACAGGACCAUGUUGAAUGAGGAAUGCGUACGUGACUGGUUGACAAAAAGUCUUCAUAGGAAUGUAAAAACUACUAUAAAAGCGUAGUUAUGUGUCUAUUUCAUUGGAAGACAUUUUGUAAAGGAACAGGGAAUUACACUACAACAGUGACAUCAAGCACGGACAAAUCCACUCAUAAAUCUAAACUCUUAGGAGUACCUUCAUUUUUGUGCACUUGCAAACGAGGAAAUCAAUAUACUCCACGCUCGUGUGAUCGUUUCAUUUUACUUUUGUCCACGUGAUAACGGAAGCAGAAUGCCGGAAUAACCUUCCGGCAUGUCCAAGUCGGGGUGCAUACCUCUUCAGGCACCCUCUCGAGCCAUUAUUGCUCGUAAUUCUGUCAUAGGAAUUAGCGUCCACAUCUGGCGCUGUUUGAUUUUGAAUAAGAGGGCAAUAUAUUGCGGAGAGUAGCAAUGCAUUGAAGUUUUAGACCAUGCAUCAAUGUGAAAGUGUUUUUGCUAUUUGGAUUGUACUAAAUAGUAAAAUAUUGGGAACUGUGUGUUAUGUGACCAUCGAUUGUAAAGCACAGGGUGUGGAGUGUUUUGGAUAUUUAGGAAUGUCAGAUUGUUUGCUAUUGGAUUUAAAAAAGGAAUUCCCCCUACUGUUUGAAGGCAAGGGAAAUAUGUUGUGGCCAGGUCGACCCACACAGUUCCGAAAUAGUUCCAUAAAUGUGACGGAGCGAGCACUUGUUCUCCACUGGCAGCCUCCUCUAGACAGCAGUAUUCGGGACGUCUUGGGAUUCUUUAUUACGAUACAUGGAGUGGAUGGGUUUGCUAGUGGACUUCAUCAGUGUAUCAUUAUACGACUCAAUCAUCCACUAAGUGCCAGUCAUUAUAAGACCGAGUUUUCAGUAACAUACCGUCCAGUGUUUGAGUCCUCAAUUUACGACUUCCGGUUAGUCUCUCUCCCGACAGCUGACCUUCAGUUCGACACCAAUGACGACACGCUGGCAACGCGAAUUCGGACUCAAAUCGGAAAAGUUUCGGAUCCAACUUCUCCUGCUGAUUGGACGACAGCAAUGUUCUGCAAUUCCGAUGACGUCACGAUCACAGUGGCGUUUGGUUUGCCCCCGAAACACUUCAAGAUGAGGACAUUUGACGUCACAAUCGUGCACAUGUUGAAUAACCAUUCUCGCUUAUGGGAAAAUUCCAGCAGAAUUUCCAUACUAGAUAGUAAUGUUGGACAAUUUCAUCAGCUGCAAUGGAAUUACAGCAACUUCAAAGAAACAGACGGGGACAGGUUUCUGAUACUGCUUCGUCCUCUUGACAUGGUGAUAGGUCUAGAAGAGUGCAUUUGUUACAAUAGUGGCGGAUUGUGUGUAGGUGUGUGUCGGCAAUCCUCUUGUGAGAUACUCAAAGGUCACUCAAAGCAAGAAAUUCCUUCAAGCAGAAUUUCUCUGGAGGAUGAAAUCGCCACCACCAAUCCUCUCUCCGAACACGUUUUCUCCAUUUCUACCUCAAUAUCACUUCUAAUGAUAUCGGUGACAGUCGGAUUCAUACUUUUCUUCCUUAGAAGACGUUUCAAGUUUGACAGCAGAAAGAAAAAUCAUGAUGCAAACUUUGAAAUGAUCCCUAACAACCAUGAUGCCUCUGAAGCUCUGACGUCACUUGAAUCGACUGUACUUCCUGCCGCAGUAUAUCUGCGACAAACACAUCCAGAUGCCCUUUACUUUGAUGGUAAUUUUGAUCCUUUUAUCAAACCUUCCCCAGAUUUUGACAAAGGAAGUAUGACUCUCAGUGAACAAAUGCUUCAAAUCAACGAAAACUACCUCAAAUCCAUCAACCACGACGGAAGCCAAAUCAGCCUAGGUGAAAAGAGCCUUUAAAAACAGAGUAUUUGCAGAUGGUGGCGGUUUCGCUUUAUGGAAAGACAAUCAUGUAAUCCACGUGAACUGCAAUACACGGAAGCUGAGAGGCCCGGAAACAACCCAGAUUCCCAUUUAACACCACACAAUAGUAGUGUGACGUGUACGGGUGCAAGGACUCGCUACUCAUGUUUUUAUUUUGAGGCCAGUCCACAUUACAGGGAUAACAUAAUCCAGACUCAAUAUAAGCUUCACCAACAAUACAGUUCUGUAUAUCAAAAUGUAUGGGUAGAUAACUGUAGGUUAAUUUAACCCAGUUUGGAGACGUUGUGAGGUAUCAUUUAAUUUCAUCCUAGUUAAUCUGGAUCAGGAUUAACUUUCUAGAGUUUAGAUGAAAUGAUUAUAAUCUGGAUCCGGAUUGACUUUUUAGUGCAUGAAUGACAUGAGCUGGAUCCGGAUUGAUUUUUAUUGUUUGAAUGACAUGAUCAUGAUUUGGAUCCGGAUUGACUUUUCAGUGUAUGAAUGACAUGAUGAUGUAUUUAUUGUUCCCGGUUAAUCUGGAUCCGGAUUGAUUUUGUAGUGUUUGAAUGAACUAAUGAUGUGUUUGUUAUUUUUAGUUGAUUAAUUUGGAUCCAAAUUGACAUUUUUAGAGUUUGAAUGUUGAUGAUAAUCUGGAUCCGGAUUGAUCCUUUAGUGAUUGAAUGGCAUUAUGAUGUGUUGUUAUUCGUAGUUGAUCCUGUAGUGAUUGAAUGGCAUUAUGUUGUGUGUUAUUCGUAGUUGAUCCGGAUUGAUCCUGUAGUGAUGGAAUGGCAUUAUGAUGUGAUUGUUGGAGUAACAAACCUAAUAAACGUUACUUUAAGCAUGUAUUAAGACUCAGACAUGAGCAUGCUUCCCGAAUAAAAAUGAAUUGAC